Molecule: messenger RNA, 354 nt
Organism: Iphiclides podalirius (scarce swallowtail)
Lineage: Eukaryota; Metazoa; Arthropoda; Insecta; Lepidoptera; Papilionidae
Source: the annotation of a GenBank genome assembly
AUGCGCGCCUGGCUCGUGCUGUGCGCGGCGCUCGUGCUCGCGCCGGGCCGGCCGCGCGCCGCCACCGCCACGCUCGCCGGGCCCGCCGCGGACGCGCGCCCCGCCCACCGCCAGCACAACGCCGCGGAACCCGCGCGCCUCGAGCACAUCAAGACCCAGAUACUCGCAAAGCUGGGGCUCACAACGCGACCGACGCCGCUGGGCGCGCCGCCACGCGACGUGGUGCGUCAGAUACUGGCGCGGGCCGCCGACACGCACACAGAGCGCCCACACGAAGAAGAGCAAAGCAUGAGGGAGAUCAUUGCGAUCGCUCAUAGAGAGAGCCUGUCUUUACGAACUAAUGCUGUUGGAUUA